AUGCAAGAGGCCGGCCGGUGGGUGGCGGCUGGCUCGGUGGACGGUUCGGUCUACAUGCUCGAGCUGUGCGACGGCUUGUCGCAAAUGCAGCAGAACGAGAAGCAGGGCGUAAGCCACAUGCUGGAUCGAGAGCGCGAGAAGAACCUCGAGGCGCGCGCAAAGGAGCUGCGAGCGAGGGAGCUGCGAGCGAGGGAGCUGCGCGCAAAGGGGCAGGCCAAGGAGGAGGGCGCGGAGGCGGCCGUGCCGUGGGAGGAGAGGCGAAAGGAGGUCGAGGCGGAGUUCUGGAGGCUGACGGGCUUGACGGGCCCGGAGGGCGUGACGGGCGAGGGUAUCGAGCCAUCGGAGAAGUCAUCUGAGACGGCCGAGCAAUGA
Emiliania huxleyi CCMP1516 is the source of this 372-nucleotide messenger RNA. RefSeq lists its product as hypothetical. The transcript has 3 exons. The record is from RefSeq and is a predicted model, not a curated record. NCBI's taxonomy places the organism in Eukaryota, Haptophyta, Isochrysidales, Noelaerhabdaceae. The coding region runs from base 1 to 372 and encodes 123 amino acids.